This is a messenger RNA of Microplitis mediator, 2386 nucleotides long. RefSeq names its product G protein-activated inward rectifier potassium channel 3-like. Gene Ontology annotation, biological process: potassium ion import across plasma membrane; regulation of monoatomic ion transmembrane transport. NCBI's taxonomy places the organism in Eukaryota, Metazoa, Arthropoda, Insecta, Hymenoptera, Braconidae. Bases 745 to 2121 code for a protein of 458 amino acids. The record is from RefSeq and is a predicted model, not a curated record. Gene Ontology annotation, molecular function: inward rectifier potassium channel activity. Gene Ontology annotation, cellular component: plasma membrane. The transcript has 3 exons.
AUUUUCUGUUGGUAUGACAUCUCAGACAUUAUUUUGAAUAAGCUUCUUAAUGAAAAACUUAAAAAUGUAUAGUGUUCGAUUGUUGAGGAUUAAUACGAAAACCUCUACAUUUAAAUUAGUUUGGUUAAAUACUAAAAGUUGGUUUGUAGUGAAUUUAUUCAAAUUAGACAGUUUAAAACUAUAAUAUGCAUUUAGCAUAUUAAAACUCAAUGAGGUUGACAUAAACAUAUCUACAAUAAGUGAAACAAAUAACAUCCACCGAAGCUAUAGGUAAAAAUAAAUGGUAUAUGAAAGUAAAUAAAGUGCAUUGCAUUUAACGUAUUCCAAUGUUCUAGCUAAUGACAAAAACAAACUAUAAUUUUAGAAGGUGAUGAGUGAUUUGCUCGAAUUCCUGGUGUCGUAUCUGUGUACGUAAAUUUUUAUUAGUAUUACACAAAGACAACAUGAACUCAAGUUUGGAUUUCGUAAUAGCAUAUAAGUAGUUACAAUAAUAAUUCUUGAAAGUGAUCUCAUGCAGUGAGAAGUUUCACCUGACACAAAUAAUGGUAAAAAGAUAUCAAGGUUAAUAGUAAUUUAAAGAAGUGGUAUUAGUCGAUAUCGAAAUAUGUAGUAUCAUAAAUUAGGGAAUAUUUGAAUGAAAUUAUUAUUACAAUGAAGUAAUUAAAAGAUAUUAGAUAGUGAAAUAAUUCAAACUACCGAAGACAAGUGCCAGUGCAUGAAAUAUGAGGAUUGUGAGGAUGAAAGAUGAAUCAAAAUUCUACUAAGAAUUAUGAUACAAAUAGACAUUACUUCUACCCUGAAAAUUCAGAUGAUGGAGCACUAUUACAAUUUCGAUGCCAAUCACCGAUUAUUUCAACAGUAUCCAAAAAUUCUCGAUAUUCGUUUAAAGGCAGGAGCCGCUACAGAACAGGGCCAAUAAGGAGAUCUCGUAGACGAGCAGUAUUCAAAAAUGGUGAUUGCAACGUCCUACAAUCUCGAAUAUCUCGCAGAUCGUUGCGUUUUCUUCAAGAUAUUUUCACGACACUUGUUGACACACAAUGGCGUUGGACAUUACUCUGUUUUACGCUAAGUUUCGUUUUAUCUUGGCUUGGUUUUGCAGUCAUUUGGUGGCUUAUAGCCUUUACUCAUGGGGACUUUGAAAAAAACCAUUUACCUCCCUUUCAAGCUAAGAAUAAUUGGACACCAUGUAUUUACAAUAUUUUUUCGUUCACCAGUUGUUUCUUAUUCUCGGUUGAAACUCAACACACUAUUGGAUAUGGUAGCCGAUCGACAACGGAAGAAUGCCCUGAAGCAAUAUUUGUAAUGUGCAUUCAGAGUAUUGCUGGUGUCAUGAUUCAAUCAUUUAUGGUUGGUAUUGUAUUUGCUAAAAUGAGCAGACCAAAACAACGCACACAGACAUUAUUAUUUUCACGAAACGCAGUAAUCUGUCAGCGAGAUGGUGAACUUUGUUUCAUGUUUCGAGUUGCUGAUAUGAGGAAAUCUCAUAUAAUUGGUGCCACCGUAAGGGCACAAGUAAUCCGAUCUACGACAACUAAAGAAGGAGAAAUACUUACUCUCAAUCAAGAAGAAUUGAAUGUUGGUACAGAUGGUAAAAAUAGCAAUAUCUUCUUUAUUUGGCCUAUGACGAUAAUUCAUCAAAUCAACGCUGACUCACCAUUCUAUGAUAUGUCAGCCGAAGAUAUGCUGACAGAAAGAUUCGAAGUUGUUGUUAUUCUUGAAGGCACAAUUGAAUCCACUGGACAAACUACUCAAGCAAGAUCCAGUUAUUUACCUCACGAAAUUUUAUGGGGUCAUCGCUUUGAGCCAAUGGUAGAUUAUUCGAAAGAACGCCAAGGGUAUGAAGUAGAUCAUUCACUUUUUAAUUCUACUACUCAAGUUGAUACGCCAUUGUGCUCUGGGCGAGAACUUACUGAUUUUUAUAAAAUUCAAGAUGAUUCACGCUACAGUACAGAUGGAAUGAGCUUGAAAAAAAAUUCUGGAGACUCGACCAUGCCAUUAAUACUGACAACAUACAAUCAAAACGAUGAUUCUAGUUACUUAAGUCCACAAGGCUAUAUUUAUCAGAGAUCACCAAAACUUCACGUUAACGUUCCAUUAAUUGACGAAGCUCAAGGACUGUGAAUAUCUAUUAUUACUUGAAUAAAAUUCCAAAUACGAAUUUAAUUUCCAGAACUAAAUGUAUUUAGAAGAAUUGCAUUCCAUCAUAUAAGUGAUAUUAUACAUUACCGUUGUUAAAAUAAGUUAACUGCAGUAAGCCAUUACUUUUCUAGAUGUAUGGUUUACAAUCGUAUAAUCUAUUAGAAGUUGACAUAACUAAUUAUCUCUGUUCACACUCAAAAGAAAAGAUAGAAAGUUGUUGAGCCAUAUAAUUAUUUUUUGGAAAUAA